Gaeumannomyces tritici R3-111a-1 is the source of this 1866-nucleotide messenger RNA. RefSeq names its product phosphotyrosine protein phosphatase. Gene Ontology annotation, molecular function: protein tyrosine phosphatase activity. The transcript is spliced from 2 exons. The record is from RefSeq and is a predicted model, not a curated record. Gene Ontology annotation, biological process: protein dephosphorylation. NCBI's taxonomy places the organism in Eukaryota, Fungi, Ascomycota, Sordariomycetes, Magnaporthales, Magnaporthaceae. The coding region runs from base 713 to 1450 and encodes 245 amino acids.
GCGCAGUGGGGCGAACCGGAACCAAACAACCGCAGGCAACCCCCGUCGCUAAAUCACCUCCCCGCUAGAUUCUCACAGGCGACGGCCAACCCGCGCCCUAGGCGGACAUUUCGAGGCUUGGCUUUGGGUGAGCUUGCUUUUGCUCUCCAACCUGCCGUGUCAGCGUGCGUCCUCAAAUACCCCCGAGGCUCCAGAAUGCGUGGGCUGCUUCGCGCGCGGGCGUGCUAGACGUAAUCUUAGGUACUGCCUGCUUUACUUACCUACGUAUUUAGCGUCCUUGCUCGCCCUCCCCCACCCGGCCAGACUUUUGCGCUAACAGAUAGUUGGAAGAUAAGGCCGAGCGAGACGAGUCGACGCCAGACAUAGGUACGCCAAACAGACAUCAGACACAACCUUGCAAGAUACCAGUCACAGAGCCCCAACAACCCGGAUGCGCGGGAUUCCACGUCGACUUGCGCACCACGCCGGACUGACCGCCUCAUCUGCGGACCAGCCCUACCGCCAACCACCUACCUACCUGGCCACCCUGCCUGCAUAAGCAAACUAGCCCUCGUGGCAACGCGGCGAUAGACACCCGAGUCCCUCCUCCCCCCGGCGAGCAGCUAAGUACGUCACCUCGACGGAGCCAGGCCUGGCCUGCCUCGACGCCUUUGGCUACCCAAGCCCACACACACACGCACACACACACACCACUCCCACCCACCCGUGCGGUAUGCCGCGGGCCGACGGCUGGUCCUCGCGGGCCGGGUCGCGGGUCCCGGUGCGCCCGUCAACGGCGGGCGCCCAGCAGCAGCAGCAGCAGCAACAGCAACCGCAGCUGCAGGGGCCCCUGUCACCGUUAUCACCGCAGCUUCCGGACCAGGCCGUGUCGGUGCUGUUCUGCUGCCUCGGCAACAUCUGCCGCUCGACCAUGGCCGAGGGCGUCUUCCAGAGUCUCACAAGGACUCCACAAUACAAGGACCGCGUCGGGAGGAUCGACUCGUGUGGCACGGCGGCCUACCACACGGGCGAGCCGCCCGACUCGCGGACCAUGGAGACGCUGAGGGCGAAUGGUAUUGUCGACUAUUACCACUCGGCGAGGAAGGUGAACAACAAGGAUUUUGACACGUUCGACUACAUCUUCGCCAUGGACCGGUCAAACCUCAAGGACCUGCAGCAGAUGAAGGCGAGCCUCAAGCGGCUCAAGGGCCAGGACAGCAGGGCCAAGGUGAUGCUCUUUGGCGAGUUCUCGGGCACGGGCAGGGUCGAGGUGGUCUCGGACCCGUACUACGGCGGCGACGACGGGUUCGCGCUCACGUACCAGCAGGCCGUCCGCUUCUCGGAGAACUUCCUCAAGGAGACGUUCCCGGACGCGGCGGCGGAGGCAUCUCCUGCAGACGGGAGGCCCGAGGCAGCAGGUACAGGCGAUAAUGUGGUAAAUGUCGGUGGGAGCAGCAGCGGCGACAGCUGAGUACGGGGACGGAGGACGACGGGGACGACGAGACGGAGGACGGACGGAUCCAACGUGGAGGAGGGGGCGGGACAAGACGGACGACGGCAUACUACAUAUACUUGGGGUCUUAAGAUUCACAAGCUCAUCAGGCAUCGGGAUGUGGAGCAAAUAAUAAUUCAAGGAGGCAUGCAUGCAGAGCGGUCAUCGGGACCAGGGGUUGAGACGCGCGAGGAGGGGCGGGUGGCAGGGGAGAGCAGCCCGCAGGAGAACGGGGUGAAUGGCCGGGGUUUUUUUUUGAUGGGUGGCCGGGAACGGGGAGGCUUGUCCACAACAGGUUUCCGCCCUUCUGGCGUGGCAGGGAAAGUAGAAGCGGGAGCACUAGUCCAUGUGAGAGUCGGCUUUCUCCUGAUCGCGUUCUUUUCGUUUUGAGCCUU